AUGCCAAAGGGUUGGGCACUUCUAGAAAACACAAAAUUCGACAAAAAAGGCAGUAGAAAAAAAAUUAAAACCAAGGUUAUUGACUAUCUAAAACAAUUUUUUCUUAAUGGUAACCUAAACCCCAAGGACAAGCUUACAGCCAAAGAAAUGUAUGAGGAGUUGUUGGAGCUCGUACAUUUUGGAGAAAUCGAUGAGGACCAUGUGCCCAAAGUUACUAUUAUUCAAAACUGGAUUGGACAAUAUUCGAGGGAAUUUAACCAGCAAGGGAUUGUCAUCACGCUUGAAACUUUUAAAGCAACAGGUCCUUCAUCAAUUGGCAAAGAUUA
Molecule: messenger RNA, 326 nt
Organism: Cetraspora pellucida
Lineage: Eukaryota; Fungi; Glomeromycota; Glomeromycetes; Diversisporales; Gigasporaceae
Source: the annotation of a GenBank genome assembly